Messenger RNA from Haemonchus placei, 417 nucleotides. The record is from the annotation of a GenBank genome assembly. NCBI's taxonomy places the organism in Eukaryota, Metazoa, Nematoda, Chromadorea, Rhabditida, Trichostrongylidae.
AUGAAAGCUGCCAUUCUUCUUUUGUUCUUCGGCGUCGCUGUUGCCAUGAGGGAUCAAUCCAUAGCUGUGAAAGGAAAACUACUCUGUGGAUCAAAACCAGCAGCUAAUGUUCGCGUGAAGCUCUGGGAAGAAGAUGGAGGACCUGAUCCGGAUGACGAGUUGGACGCUGGCUACACGGAUGGUAGCGGAAUGUUCCAGUUAUCUGGAGGAACAGCCGAGCUAACGCCAAUUGACCCUGUUUUCAAAGUCUAUCAUGACUGCGAUGACGGUAUCAAGCCCGGAUCUCGCAAAGUAAAAUUCUACCUCCCAAAGUCCUACAUCACAGAAGGAAGAGUUCCUAAGAAGACCUUCGAUAUUGGCAAGUUUCAAGAAAUUUUAACAGAAAACAACAAAAAAUACUUUACCGUUCUGGAAUAA